Doryrhamphus excisus (bluestripe pipefish) is the source of this 10614-nucleotide messenger RNA. Lineage: Eukaryota; Metazoa; Chordata; Actinopteri; Syngnathiformes; Syngnathidae. The record is from RefSeq and is a predicted model, not a curated record.
GUUAAAUGAUUAAUGAUUAAAUGACUAUUUUUCAUCAAAUAAUUUAAUUAUACUUGGUUCCAACUGUGAAAGUUAAUGCAGUUAAUCUUCCCUACCACCAGAUGGCAGCCUAGCCUCGGUGCCUACUAUACAAAUCUUAAUAACAAUGCUCAAUACCAGAAAACUACUGUUGCUUGCAAGGUAAGUCGAAUAAAAUUUAGUAAAAAUAUAAAAAUAUGUCAAUAUUCUAUUUGUUUUUGCAUUUUAGUUUAGUUAACUCUGUGUGUGUUCCAAAAAAAUGAUGUUUGUAUAACGCUGCUGCCAGUGAUGAGAGAAGAUGUGCCAAUCUAAACAAUAUUGCUCAAUCAUGCAAUAUUUCCAGGAAUGUAACAACAUUAACUUUAACCUAACAGCUAACAUGUCAACACUAAUAUAUUAAAAUAUUUUGGGAAGUAGAUUUAAUAUAUUGAUGCAUGUAUUGAAAAAGUGUUUGCUUUUCAUCUUGAAAAAAAUCAUUAAAAUUGACAUUACGCAGUAUUCUGUUUUAUAACAACAUUUCAAAUUACUAGUUUUUCAUGAAUGACACAUCUUCGGGGAUGCAUUCAGCGACCCUCGGAGAAACAAAGCCCAUAUUUGUAUCGAACAAUUUGUGUUAUUUACUUUUGUUAUUUUGUCUAAAAUAUACCCAUAUACCGUGAGUCGAUAUUUCGAAGUAUACAAUCAGAAAUUUCACCACAAAAACACCCUUUACAAAACUUAUAACCAUAAUCAGCGUCCUUGCCCAUAAUGUCGACGUUAUGGGCGUUGCCUUCAAAUAUUCCUCGGACGUUUCACUACCGGAAGACACCCUCGAGUGACAGCUAAGUUAAACAUUUUUAACAUUUUCUCCAAACUUCUGAAAUUUCUCAACAAUUCCGCGUAAACGAAUUACUGUAACAUAUCCCCCUCAAACGAACUGUUUACUUGCAAUUGUUGUUUUAUUAUUUAAAAAGUGUAAACGAUCUUUGUAGGUUAGCUAGCUAGCUAAACAUAACAUCGCCAUAUUAGUAGUAUACCUGCAACGUCAUUGUGGGUUAGUUGUAAAUUGUAUAAUAUAGUAUAAUUAUAUAUUCUAACAGUUUACAGUAAUAUAUGAAAUUAAACAAGUUAUUAAUUGUAUUGUUUCAAACUGGAAGUCGUUUUUAAUGUAAUAUGGGUUACUUUAAUGUGGCUACAUACAGGACAGCUGUCAGUGCUGUACAUUGUAGUUCAAAAUGUUUUGUUUUUCUUUUUAAUUUGUGCUAUUCUAUAGCUAUAUAUUCUAUAUAUAUAUAAUAUUUGGAACUCCUGUGGUCAGAAAAUGGAGGCAGUACAGUUUUUGAUGCAUUUAUUGCACUUUGGAGAACUUAUAUCACAAACUACAUUCAGGUAAACACAUUUCCACUCAUAUCUACAUGUACGUAUAUGACAGAUUCAUGGUUUUUAUUUGUUAUAAUACCGCCAUUUUUCCUAAGCAAGAAGAUCAUUUGUUUCAUAUUAGAGCUUCUUCUGCACAGAUUAGUGUGCAGCUGCUCUGCAAGUCUGGAAAAGUUCUGCGUCGAUAUCCCUUAGAUCCUGUCCCGCUGACCUUAUCGGGCUAACGCAUGUUAUGUUGUUGUAUAUCGUGAUAGUACUAUCCGGUUCCUCUCCCUCGGCGUGGGUUUCCACUCUCCGAGGAACCACUUGCGGAUUUCUCAAACUGUAGUUCCGUAGCUGAAGUGCCCCGCAGUCGCAUCUCCAACGGUUUCCGGAGAGCAAGAGUUUCUCCAUGUCCUCGGUGAAGUCCGGAAUGAGUCCGGUUAAAGCGUUGGCUCUCAGAUCGAGAUAACGCAUCCUCGGUAGGAUAUUUUUGGUGCCGUUUUGUAAAAAUUGGCGACAUUCGUUAUUGGACAGAAGCAAAUACUCCAGAUUCUUAAGUCCGGAGAAUGUAUGGCUUGUGAGAACAUCCAGUUUGUUGAAACUCAGAUCCAAUCCCAAUAAGCCCGCCAGGUCUGCAAAGCUCUGGCGUUCCACCGUGGAGAUAUUAUUACGUUGCAGGAAAAGUCUCCUCAAACCGGAGAGACCUGUGAAGGCUUGGGUUGUGAUUUUUGUAAGGCAGCCAUUGUCCAAAUGAAGACUGUGAAGCUUUGAUAGACCUUUGAAGACCUGAUCCGGUAGACUUUGGAAGCAGCUUCCGGAUAGGUUGAUAACAGCCACAUGGGAUAGUCCUGUAAAACUCCCCACUUGUGCUUCCUGGACUUGAUUAUGCUCAAGUUCCAGAACCUCGAGAUGACCAAGACCUUCAAAAAUUCUCUCUCCAAGUGCACGGAUUCUGUUAUGGCUGAGUCGUAGCUCCUCUAAGAACUGCAGAUCACGGAAUGUCCUAGGUCUGAUUCCGGCUAUGGAAUUGUUGGAAAGUCGUAACACGUGAAGAGUAUGCAAACCCAAGAAGGUGUCCUCAUGGAGAGAAGUCAGUUUAUUGUUGGUAACAUCUAGCCAUCUUAGCGCUCUCAUGCCUAUGAAGGCUCUUGGUGCCAGGGUCACGAUUUGGUUCUGGCCCAGGUAGAGUUUUCGUAGUUUAAGUAGCUUAACGAACACAUUAGCUUUAAUGACUUUGAGGUGAUUUCCCAUUAGAUCCAAUUCUUUUAACUCGGCCAAAUUCUGGAAGAGUUGUGGCUGAAGGUAAGCUAGUCGAUUUCCAGCUAGAACUAGCUCCCUCAGGUUGUGUAGAUCGUGGAAAAUUGUCUCAGGUAAAACCGCUAUGGAGUUCCACCCCAAGUUCAGAAGCCACAUAUGCGAAAGUCCGGAAAAGAGUCUUUCGUCGAUGCGACCGAGUUGGUUGUUGUGAAGACUAAUUGAAGCCAGGUUCGGCGUAUUCUGGAACACGGUACCCGGUAACGUGCGCAACCGAUUCCGUUCUAAAUGAAUAUGAGCCAGAGACCUCAAUCCUCUGAAUGCUUGAGCAUCAACGCUUGCUAGCUGACCACUUUGCAGUGUCAAGAAAUCGAGAGUGUUGAGAUCCUUGAACGAAGCAGCCGCGAGCGACGUGAAGAGGUUUCCGUCCAACCAAAGGGAGUGUGUGGAUCUCGGCAUAUUGGACGGGACUUGUGUGAGAUUUCGGGCGCUGCAGUACAUAUUGAGCUCCAAACUGUACUCAUCAUGUAAACAGGUGCAUUCUUUAGAACAAGGGAUUGGUUCUUCUUUAGUGGGGCUGGGGUCUGGCAACACCGCUGAUGUUCCCAGUACCCACAGAAAGGACAGAACGAUUCUUUGCAUCCCAGCUGUGGACAGAAUAUUACUCAGCAUUUACGAUCUUUUCUUUAAUUAGCGAAUUAAUCAGUCUUACCUUAAACCCGGUCUUGCUUUAAGGAGCGCGGUGCGUCAACUGCUGAAAAACCGCACCUGAUGCAAUCGUUUGUAUGCUGAAUAGAGUCACGGCAAAGACAAACCCCGACUGAAGUUAACCCAUUUUAUUCCAUGUGGUUUCAGCUGAAUGAGAAAUCCCUGGUUCUCGCCAUUAAUGAAUGACUAACCCUUAAACUCUAAACCCGGACUAAGCAGAAUUGGUUCACAUUGAAGUUAAUGUCCUUUUUUUUUUGAGCCUACUAACCCUACCACAUACAUACCAUUGUCUACCUAAUCAGUGCUCCAGUGGCCUUUGGUGUUUACUGAAGCCUUGUGUAUUUACUGUAAAUGAUAUACAGUGGGACCCCCCCCCCCAGAUAAGAUAGUCCGCUAGACUUUAACUCAAACAGCUUUGUAUACAUUGUCCAUUCACAAAAAAAACACACCAGUCAGUCAUCACAUUUCUACCAUCUGUAUUUAUAAUCCUUUACAUUUUGCUUUUAAUCUAUUUUCUAUAAUGUACAUUAAUGAUAUCGGCAAAGUAACGAAAGAGUUAAAGCUGGUAUUAUUUGCAAAUGAUACCACUUAUACUUUGAUGAUAAAUAGAUUAUCCUUGAACUUAAAUAAAACUAAAAUCAUGCUGUUUGCUAACAGCAGAAAGCAUACUUUUUGUUCUGGAGGGAGUACAGACGAAAUCAUUAGAAAGGUCAGACAAGAAAUGCUCACACUAAAAAGAUACUUUGAUGAUAAAUAGAUUAUCCUUGAACUUAAAUAAAACUAAAAUCAUGCUGUUUGCUAACAGCAGAACGGACACGCACCAGCAAAUACAAAUAGACUGUGUGGACAUUGAAAGCGUGAACGAAAAUAAAUUUCUAGGGAUCACAAUAGAUGAAAAAUAUGAGCUGGAAACCUCAUAUUACAAAAAUAUACAACAUAAGGUGGACAGAAAUAUUUCAGUAUUGAACAAAGCAAAAUUUGUUUAUUGCUCUUUAUUGCUCUCUGGUUCUACCAUAUCUUACUUAUUGUGUGGAAAUAUGGGCUAAUAACUAUAAAAGCAAUCUUAACACGUUAAAUGUACUGCAAAAAAGGUCAGUAAGGAUAAUUCAUAAUGCCGCCUACACAGAACAUACUAACUCCUUAUUUCUAAAAUCACAAAAUACUUAAACUUGCUGAUAUAGUUCAUCUUCAAACAGCUAAAAUAAUGCACAAGGCUAAAAAUAACCAAUUAGCUAAAAAUGUCAUCCAAUACUUCUCUACAAGAGAGGAGAAAUAUGAUCUCAUCUCAGGGAACUAUGUGACAAAAAAAUAAAAUAAAAUAAAAUUUAAUUAAAAAUUAAAUUAAAAAAAUUAAAUUAAAUUAAAAUAUUUAAAAAAAUAAAAUUAAUAAAAUAUUUUUUUAUUUUAAAAAUUAUAUUAGGAAAAGCAGGAAGUGAACAAAUGUAACAGUUACUGAUUGAAAAAGUAAAAUAUAUUAGGAAAGCAAGAAGUGAUCAAACGUAACAGUUACUGAUUGUAAAAGUAAACUAUAUUAGGAAAGCAGGAAGUGAACAAAUGUAACAGUUACUGAUUGUAAAAGUACCAGAUGGAGGGGUAGGAUUUAAUAAGCUUUGCUUCUUCCUACUCCUUUUGGACAUGUGGAACUGUGAACUGAUUAUGUGAUGCAUUCAAUUGUAAUCUGAUGCAUGUUCAAAUGAAAUAAAACCAUUACCAUAAUCACAGUUCAUACUACCUUUUUACAAUGUAGUCCCAAAUGUCCCAAUCUUUGAUCAUAAUAGCUAACUUUUUGUUGACUCUUUUUGUUUGGUAUCUGGCUCGUUUUAAACAGCCAUGAACCGAUGAUGCUCUUGAGGACAAUGUUUCCACAAAGUUUUUUUUAACUUUGCUGUAGCCAACUGUUUUGAAGUGACAUUUCACAACCGCCAUCUUUCAUAAUAGAACUCAGCAGAAAGAUAGACGGCCCCAAUAUUACGGCAAGUGAAAGAAACACUGCGUCCUACGAUGUCAGGUAAAUUCAUGAAAUAAGUCUUUAAAUAGCUGUUAAAUGUCUUUGGGUUAAUCCUAUCAAAUCACUGGAAAUGUUGCAUUUUUUUUCCCCAACAUGUCCACUAAGUUUGUGGAGUUUACUACUUGUUAAAUCGUUAAGUUAUUAAUAUAAAUGUCACAUUACCAACUGAAUUGUUGCUGUAUUCUACUUCAAAACUGUACUUUGUUCUUUGUUUAUGAGUUUAGGCCACUCUCCAAGUAUUUGUACCAGCUCCUAGUCAGAGGUAAUUCACCUUUGAAACCGUGCAACAUCUCCACUUGGCAUUACUGUAUGUACAGUUCCAAAAAUAUCCUGGAUAAAUUUGGAGUUGAGAGAAUUAUACCUGCUGAAUUGGUAUCAACUUUUUGGCUUUCUAACCUCAGGGGUUAAUACUGUAGAGGGACUGAAGGAUUGUUAUUCUAGUGAAGAAAAGCAACAAACCACCACGUUUAAAGCCUCAAAACCUCAAAGAAGAACAUAAGAAGUGGAAUUAUUUAAGUGUUGAGCAGGAAAGUGAUAGUAAUCUGCCAGUGAAACUGUUCUUCUGUCUGGAGAUGAUGCUGGUUGUCCAUUAUGAGAAGUCUGCAAGAAGAACAUAAGAACCUGAAGUGGAAUUAUUUAAGUCUUGAGCAGGACAGUGAUAGUAAUCUGCUCAUGAAACUGCUCUUCUGUCUGGAGAUGAUGCUCUGCAUUGGAUGAUGCUGGUUGUCCAUUAUGGGAAGUCUGCAAGAACAUAUGAACCUGAAGUGGAAUUAUUUAAGCGUUGGGCAGGACAGUGAUAGUAAUCUGCCAGUGAAACUGCUCUUCUGUCUGGAUAUGAUGCUGUGAAUUGGAUGAUUGCUGGUUGUCCAUGAUGGGAAGUCUGCAAGAAGAACACAAGAACCUGAAGUGGAAUUAUUUAAGUAUUGAGCAGGACCGUGAUAGUAAUCUGCUCAUGAAACUGCUCUUCUGUCCGGAUAUGAUGCUGUGAAUUGGAUGAUUGCUGGUUGUCCAUGAUGGGAAGUCUGCAAGAAGAAAACAAGAACCUGAAGUGGAGUUGUUUAAGCGUUGAGCAGGACAGUGAUAGUAAUCUGCCAGUGAAACUGCUCUUCUGUCUGGAUAUGAUGCUGUGAAUUGGAUGAUUGCUUGUUGUCCAUUAUGGGAAGUCUGCAAGAAGAACACAAGAACCUGAAGUGGACUUCAGCGUUGAGCAGGACCGUGAUAGUAAUCUGCUCGUGAAUCUGCUUCUGUACAGAUUUACGGCAUCCUUUCUGACCGUUUGACGUAAGGUUUCCAAAAGGCUGGACUACUGCAUGAUGAAGAGGAUAGCACAAGCUCAGGGCUGAUUUACGUCGAAAUGAAAGUGACACUGGGAGCGCCAACAAAAAAGAAUCAGAGAGGCUGACAAGGUUUCGAAAAGGCUGGACUACUGCACGAUGAAGAGGAUAGCACAAGCUCAAGGGCUGAUUUACCUCGAAAACGAAAAUGACACUGGGAACGACAACAAAAAAGAAUCAGAGAGGCUGACAAGGUUUCGAGAAGGCUGGAUUGCUGCAUGAUGAAGAGGAUAGCACAAGCUCAAGGGCUGAUUUACCUCGAAAACGAAAAUGACACUGCGAGCGACAACAAAAAAGAAUCAGAGAGGCUGACAAGGUUUCCAAAAGGCUGGACUACUGCAUGAUGAAGAGGAUAGCACAAGCUCAAGGGCUGAUUUACCUUGAAACGAAAGUGACACUGGGAGCGACAACAAAAAAAGAGUCAGAGAGGCUGACAAGGUUUCGAAAAGGCUGCACUACUGCACGAUGAAGAGGAUAGCACAAGCUCAAGGGCUGAUUUACCUCGAAACGAAAGUGACACUGGGAGCGACAACAAAAAAAGAGUCAGAGAGGCUGACAAGGUGUGUGAUGAAGAAGUGGUUUCCAAAAGGCUGGACUACUGCACGAUGAAGAAUAUAGCACAAGCUCAAGGGCUGAUUUACCUCGAAACGAAAGUGACACUGGGAGCGCCAACAAAAAAGAGUCAGAGAGGCUGACAAGGUGUGUGAUGAAGAAGUGGUUUCGACGAUGAAGAGGACAGCACAAGCUCAAGGGCUGAUUUACCUCAAACGAAAAUGACACUGGGAGCGACAACAAAAAAGAAUCAGAGAGGCUGACAAGGUGUGUGAUGAAGAAGUGCUGCAACAUAGCAAAUCCUGAGGCCAAAGAAAGUUACAAGAGACAGAAUUCGGACUAACAAGGUUGGCUAAGCCGAGGAUGUCCUUGCAAUUUUUUUUCCCCUUUCCAAAGGAGGUGGUAGUGUCGCUGCAGGCGAUGCUAGAUGAGUGUGGACAGUAUAUCUCUGUCACAGCACACACGUAUACCAGCACUGUGCUGCCAACCCAGUGAGAUGUGACUCAACUGCGGCCGCCAUUGCUCCAGUCUACGUCCUGUCAUCUCCCAGCUGAGUCCAAAGCCAGAGAAGAAGAAGAAGAAGGAGGAGGAGGAGGAGGAGGGGCGGCCGGCCGCUAGCGAGCCCCAGCUGUCGUUGGCUCAGAGUCUCGUUCGUCCCCGCGCCGUCUUCUCGUCUGGCCUGGUCACUCCAUGGGACUCCAGAGGUGGCCCCCCAGCACAGCAGCACUGUCCUCCUCCAUGGCCUGCCUCCAUGUGGAGACCCCCUCCAUCUGCAGGGGGAAGUUCAAAUCAGCUCUUCAGCUCUGCCUGCAGCACAGACGAAGUCGCGAGCAACUUGUGGAGCAAGGCAUCAUGCCCCCUCUGAAAACGCCCGCCACCUUCCAUGAGCGUAUUCGCAGCCUGGAUAGAGCCAGGACAGGGAACCUUCUGAAGCACAAGCUGUGCAACAGACCCACACGUUCCGAGCUGGUCCAGAUGCACGUCUUACAAGCAGAGGCCGAUGCAGAACCUUCAGUGCAGGCCGAUCGUAUGAAGCUAAAGAGGCCACGACUGGCUGAUGAUCUGAACGAGAAGAUCACCCACAGACCUGGACCCAUGGAGCUGGUGGAGAAGAACAUCCUGCCUGUGGAUGGCGGUGCCAAAGAAAUCCAUGAUGGGACACUUUGUUCUCCAGGUGAUGAUCCGGACAAGAUGGUGGAUGUGUACAGCUUCGAUGAGGACAACAACAGCGAUGCUUUAUCUACGCCGGAACCUCCCUGCCAAACCCCUCCGAGCGCCAUGAGCUCAUCCGCCAGCCCGACCGAGUCCAACACGAGCUCCUCCAUGCAGCAUUCCCCGUCAUGUAACGCCACAUCACCGGCCGCCGCCGCCAGUGAGCAACCAUCUCAGCCGAGUGUUGCUUCGCCUGCAAAGCAAGGCUCGCCAAAACCGCCGCACGAAAAGAGCCGUGGUAAAAAGAGUCGUGAGGCCAAACCGCGGGUACGCAAGUUGAAGUAUCAUCAGUACAUCCCCCCGGAUCAGAAGCAUGAGCUGCAGGUGGCGGCGGCGGCGCAGAUGGACUCCGCUUACGUGCGAAUCCUGCAGCAGCAGCAGCAGUUCUUGCAGCUGCAGAUCCUCCGUCAGCAGCACUUGUGCCAGCAGGGGGCGCCACCUGCCACACACAAACCAUCGGCCGAGAUCCAAAAUGGCUGCUCCGGUGCCGUCCUGAGUGAAAACUGCAAGCCUGAUCAGUUACCGGCCAAUGUGGACGAAAUGAAGGUGGCUGAGCUGAAAGUGGAGCUCAAACUCCGGUCGCUUCCUGUCUCCGGCACCAAAACAGACCUGAUCGAGCGGCUAAAGGUCUACCAUGAGAGCGCUGUUGCCAUGGAGACAACCCCUCCCGACAAGUUGACCCCACCUGUGUCCCCCGUGGCGUCUAAAGAGGACAACGCGAGGGCCGACAGCCCCAAGAAACAUGUCGACGCCACGUCAUCUCAGGAGGACCCGAUGUCCGGCGAGAAGGACAGACGUCUCCACGAGAAGGAGCGCCAGAUCGAGGAGCUGAAGAGGAAACUGGAGCAGGAGCAGCGUCUGGUGGAGGAGCUGAAGUUGCAGCUGGAGGUGGAAAAGAGGAGUCAGCAGGGAGAUUCCCCGCUUCGCCUCAGCCCUCUGCCCGCUUUCCACCACGUCAAGGAGGAACGUCUUUCGCUCUCCAGCUGCGCGGGAGGUGCCGUGGAGGUGAAACACGAGCGGGACGCAGAGCAGCGCUACUUAGCGGCGUCAUCAAAUAAAGAUGGAGCACUUCCUGUCUCCGUGCAGCUGCCUGUUAAUGGCAUCAAGAUGCAAAGCAGAAGCAGCGCGGCCUCGGGGCUCGUCCUCGCAUCUGGACACGGGCCAUCAAACAUAAACGACUCCGAGCCUCUGACGAAGUUUUCACACUGCAGUACUUCGUCGCCUCCUCUUCAUCAUCACAGCCGUCACCCGGCCUUCAUCCUGCCGCAGCUCAAAUGCAAAAACCUCAGAGAGCCUCCUCCCUAUGAAGACGCGGUGAAGCACACGCGCAUGGCGACAGCUGUACAGGGCGUCUCUGCAGCCAGCCAGCAGAUGGACGACCUGUUCGAUGUCUUGAUUGAAAGCGGCGAGAUAGCACCUUUCAUCAAGCAGGAUCCUCCCAGCAUCAACAAGCGCCUUCCCGUCACACCCAGCGUCACCCUCCUGCCUGUCAACACAGUCCUAUCACGUCCACCGCCUCUGGUCCAGGUGGCACAUGUGCCGCCCACAGCGCUGGCACCCGACAGCCGCUUGGACUCCCUCCUGAGUGCGGACGCUGAACCGCUGAAGCUGAUGGAGGAGCUUCACUCGGACCUUCACGCUAUGGACUGGCUGGACCUGACGCUGUGCCCGGCAGCAGAGGGCGUCGACGCAGAGACCGUGUCAACCCCUGAAGGCGUCUUCACCACCACGGACUUCCUUAACGCCCAUGAGUUGCUCUAGAUGCACCUGCCACAUUUUCUUCCUAUAAGGAAAGAAAACAGGAAGUGAGAAUGGGGUGUGUUGAGCUGCUGCAAGGUCCUAAAGUCCUCUGAUUUGAUGGCUGGGUACUUUAAAAAAAGAAAAAAAGUUUUUAAAAAGUCUGGUACUGUUCAUCUGUCUCAUUAUUUAUGCCUCCUUUUGUUGAUGUCAAAGUCAGAAUGUACAGACAAAGACAAUCAGUGAUGAGGACUGCUGCAAAUGUUGUACUGCAUUGCCCUCUACUGGCCACAUAUGUUAUUGCUCUGAGUCAGGCGUUAGAAGGACUGCAAUGACAAAUAUCUACUAUACGAGAAUGACUCAGCAUAUUCUUCUAUUGUAUAUUUUGUGUUGUGUUUUUUCUUACCUUUUAUACAAACAUGGCCAUCACCUUGUGUUUGUCAAUAAACUAAA